AUGAUCAGCCAGGAACGAUUGGUAAAUUCCUUCUGCGAUCUGGUACGGAUUGACAGUCCUUCUGACGAGGAAGAAGAGGUUGCUCAGCAUCUGAUAGCCCGGUUGAGCGACCUGGGACUAAGUGUUGAGCGGGAUGCCCACGGUAACGUCAUUGCCUCGGAGCCCGGGGAGUUGCCUCUGUUGCUGUCCGCCCACAUGGAUACAGUGGAGCCGGGACGAGGGAUAAUCCCGGUUAUUGAAGGUGAAAGAAUCGUUUCUCAGGGUGAGACCAUCCUGGGUGGUGACUGCAAAGCCGGUGUAGCGGCGAUUAUGGAAGGUUUGCAGUCUGUAAUGGAAGAGGGCCUGCCCCACCGACCGGUGCAGGUUGUCUUUACUCGGGGAGAGGAAAUUGGUCUGGUGGGCGCCACCAAUUUGGACUAUUCGAUGAUCCGUGCCCUCGAAGCGGUUGUUUUCGACGGCAACGGCCCGGUAAGUACCAUAACCGGUUCCAGCCCCAGCUACAUGAGCUUUGACGUUACGGUCAAAGGUCGGGGCGCCCAUGCCGGAGUGGAACCGGAGAAAGGCCUUUCCGCGAUACGCAUAGCUUCAGAAAUCAUCCAGGACCUUCCCCAGGGCCGACUCGACGAGGAAACGACCUUUAACGUGGGACUCAUUUCCGGCGGGACCGUGAGAAACGCGGUGCCGGUCGAGGCAUUCUUUGGUGGCGAAUUUCGCAGCCGCAAUACCGAGACCUUCGAUCUGAUGAGGAUGCAACUGCUGACCACCUUGAAUCAGGCGCGAGACAAGUAUCUAGACGCAACUAUUCAGGAAGAACUGGAAGUGCUUUUCCAGAUGUAUAACCUGGAUCCCGAAGAAGGUGUGGUCCGUAUGACCCGCCGGGUCAUGGAGGGAAUGGCGCUCACUCCCGAUAUCCGCCCAUCUGGCGGCGGCACCGACGGCAACGUAAUGCGGCUCCAGGGAAUCCAGAGCGUGGUGGUUGGGAUGGCCACCAACGAAAUGCACACGGUGGACGAAUACGUGGUAAUCCCGGAUCUUGUGAACACGGCAACCUUUUGCCGCAGGCUGAUCACAAACGGCUCCUGA
Molecule: messenger RNA, 1083 nt
Organism: Geodia barretti
Lineage: Eukaryota; Metazoa; Porifera; Demospongiae; Tetractinellida; Geodiidae
Source: the annotation of a GenBank genome assembly